AUGGACCCUCAGAGAUCGUCCCAAAAAGUGUCGUUGGCCGGCGUCCUUAACCCGGAUGAUAACCGUGACUCGGCCUACUUUUCCAGCACGGAUGCGUCUAGCAAGCACAAUUCGACGGCUUCCGGCGUGGCAGUAAGCGCUCUCAGCCCUAACGGCUCAGGUUACCACUCUUCCCCGAACGACAAGACGCCUUCGCCUGUUACUGCGACCUCCGCCCUUCAGCCACUCGUGUCGCCAACACAGAGUAAUAUGAGUGUUGCCUCCAUGGUGUCCCCUACCACUCCUGGAGGCAGUGCCCACCGUCGACCUGACCGCCCUACCUCGCUUGAGUCAAUAGGAGGGUUCGAUUCCGCCAUCGUUCGCCGAGAGAGCCUGGAUAGCAGAAUGAACCAGGGAUUUAGUGAUAUGCGAUUGAGCAACUCGCCUUACGCCAGCCAUAACCAAUCCACAUCGUCCAUCCAGAACACGCUGAACCAGCAACGCAACCCGCGUCCCGGCCUGGACAGCGUCGCCGUUCACCGCAUCUCGAACGGGUAUCAGCCGAACGCUGAACGAGACCCCCAUUCCAAGCACGCCAAAACGGCACCUACCAUCACAGGCCCCACGACUAGCCAGAUUGCUCGGGCGGCCGAACCUACAAAGGGUCAGGCAUGGGCUUUCCCCGACGGGGACGAAGUGGCGAGGAUAGGGACCGGUACUUCUUACCUGGAUUCUAGAAGGAGCAGCAUCACCGAGUCCAUCGCAAGCAGCCAGUUCACGACCGAAUCCAGACUACCAGCAGGGCAGAGGCGCCUCGAGGACAACACAGACUACAACCGCCUGCAAGGUGGCUCGGACUUUCCCCCUGUUCAUCACCAUACCUUUCAGCACAGGCAAAUAGGCGAUCUCCGGGACGAGGAUGCAUCGUCGCGUACCGGGUCGCAGCCCUAUAGCAGGACCCCCGAGCUGAGAAAGAGCCACAAGCUAGCGGAGCGGAAGAGGAGGACAGAAAUGAAGGAGUUGUUCGACCAACUACGCGACCUCAUGCCCCAAGAACGAGGCGCCAAGGCGUCCAAGUGGGAAAUUUUGACUAAAGCCAUAUCUGAACAUCAACGCAUGGCCGAUGCCCUCCGCGUGAUGCAAACCCAAAAUGCGACACUAGCACAAGACAUCGAGUCGCUGCGCAGGGAGAACCAUGCAUUGGUUCUACAACUCCGGACCGGCAGCCAGCACCCACCCCCCACGGGACCCCCUCCCCCGCCCCCACCUGGCACAUAUUCGUCGGACCCCUAUGCGCACCGGCAGGAACUGCCACCACUGCGUGCCUUGAAUAGCGGCCCGCCCGUUGGCCCCGAGUCCAUGACCGGAGUGCAAUACGAGGCGCCUAGGGGAAGCGGCUACAGGCCAUCAGAGAGGUACUAG
Molecule: messenger RNA, 1401 nt
Organism: Sodiomyces alkalinus F11
Lineage: Eukaryota; Fungi; Ascomycota; Sordariomycetes; Glomerellales; Plectosphaerellaceae
Product: helix-loop-helix DNA-binding domain-containing protein
Exons: 3
Coding region: 1-1401 (466 amino acids)
Biological process (GO): positive regulation of transcription by RNA polymerase II
Cellular component (GO): RNA polymerase II transcription regulator complex
Molecular function (GO): protein dimerization activity; DNA-binding transcription factor activity
Source: RefSeq, a predicted model, not a curated record